UACAACGACAUUUGUUGGAAGGGUGCGCCGGACAACUUCCAAGGCCUAGAAAAUCACUUCCCGUCGGCGGAGUUUGUGUUUGGCGACAACGCGCGGCUGUCCCUGCCGCCGCUGCGCUACCUGUUUGUAUCGCGGCCGGGCGAGUAUUGCCUGGGUGUUUUUGAUAACGGCGGGUCUGGCACACUCAUUGGCGGUGUUAGUGUCCGAGACGUCGUAGUUACGAUGUUUAAUCCCGAGGCUUUAUGCCGCAAUGCCCCCUGCCCCGCGGCGUCUGGCUGCCGCUGCAUUGCGUUGCCCGUUGCAUCGACGCCGCCGCAGUACGACCGCCGGAACGGCCGAGUCGGCUUGACCACCAUGCCCUGCGAGGAGGUGGCGGCGGACCUUGCCUCGCGGCCCAACAGCACCCCGGCACCCGGCAACGUCACCCUCCUCGCAUCGCCACCGCCUUCCGAGGCCAAGACUGAGCAGCCGCCGCCACCGUCGUCACCCUCAGCGCGCGUGAAUUUUACAGCGGCACAGGAUGCAGCCAGCCGAGCGGCUGGUGUUGUGGAAACGUCCCCAAGCGAGCCGCCGCUGGCGUUUUCGCGGGCUGCCUUAAACAUUAACUUUGCUGUCAUUAUUGGUGUCAGUACCGCCAUUGCGGCCUUGUUUACGGUGGGCGAGGUCGUGUUCCUUGGGCGCAGCACUCUAGGAGCAUUGACUACAAAGAUUGUGGAGCGUUUCAGUGGGCAAGGCAGCAGUCGGCUCGCACCGCAAGAUGAAGCGGAGGCGACGCCGCUGACAGAUAUCCGGGAGGACGGGCACAGAACGGACGUGGAAGCUGCGGAUAUGGCUGCAGCCCCACCGAUAAGACAGUGA
Molecule: messenger RNA, 858 nt
Organism: Volvox carteri f. nagariensis
Lineage: Eukaryota; Viridiplantae; Chlorophyta; Chlorophyceae; Chlamydomonadales; Volvocaceae
Exons: 2
Source: RefSeq, a predicted model, not a curated record